AAUCUAGGGCCGCCUCUCACUGGGGAAGCCAAGCUCGCUGAUGAGAAAAGCAGACGGGGUAGGCUCUUGAAACGUGCAUACAGUAGCUUCUUAGUCAACGAAAACAAAAGGGGAAAGCUGUGAUGGGGGCGUGGGAUGGAGACGAGACGACGACGGGAAGGAAUGCAGGAAGGAAGCAGAGGAAGCCGGAGCAGGGGACAUGAGAGUCCAGAGAUGACGGUCGACGAGCUCACCCGGCGCCGCGAAGGGGCGACUCCAGACUGCGGUUCUUCCCCGGCGGAGGCCAGAGGACCUUGCCUUCCGUCCCCGCCGUUGAUCAUUCGCUGCCACAAGUUUUGGGCGGCCCGAUCGAUGUUCUUCCCUCGUGUGGCCAUUCCUCUGCCAGCAUCGCAAAAUGGUUGCCCCUUCUUGUUGGAUAUUUUUUUACCACCUCCAAGGCUCUCGAAACUUCCUGACAUCUCGAGACUAUAGAUUUUCCCGUCGAGGCGAAUCGGGCACAAUCAACCGCCUUUCGCGAAUCCGAUCCUCCUAUAAAUGGCGCGGUGGAAACGCAGCUUCAUGGUUGUCGUUGGAUUCUGGCGCGUACGGGAAGCAUCCUCGGUCGCAGCUCCCAGCAACCUCUCCCAGCUCGUGCAGUCGUGCUCCGCCUCCGCCUGGCGCCCAUGAACCUUGCUCGCCACGGCGCCCUCACCAAGCUCGGCUUCGCGACGCUGACCUGCAACUCGGCGCUUGCCAUCUACCGGUCGCGGGACGACCCGUGCGCCGUCGCGUUCGUGGCCGGCGCCUACGGGGCCAUCGCGCUGCUCUUCCACCUCCUCCGCAGGUUCCAGCGCGAGGAGGAGGAAGGGGGCGGCGGGGGCAGCCUGACGACCAGAGCCGCGGUGUGGGCGCUGACGACGCUGCUCACAGCGAUGUUCGCGUCGCGGGUGGCCCCGCUGAUGCCGCCGGCCGUCGCCGCCCUGGUCUGGAUCAUGGCGGCCGGAACCGCCGGCGCGGGGUUCUGGGCCUUGUUCAUCCACCGGUGAGGCGCGGAUGCUUGGCUCCUCGCGCUAAGCCGAACAGUGUGGAUCCCCGGCGCUGAGAAGGGAAAUGGAGAUGGAACCGACUUUCAACCUGUCUGACUGUAGCAAAACAUUACUGAUUUUGUGGUUCGGGUUUCUUGCUGCAACUAACUGCUGUUGUGACUGCGGAAACAUUUUGGAAAAAAAAUUGUUUGAGCAUGUAGUAGUGUGUAAUGGAGCUGUCUGCGGAGGCCCUAAUAUUUACUUAUCCUCUGCUA
Panicum virgatum (switchgrass) is the source of this 1279-nucleotide messenger RNA. RefSeq lists its product as uncharacterized. The coding region runs from base 663 to 1025 and encodes 120 amino acids. NCBI's taxonomy places the organism in Eukaryota, Viridiplantae, Streptophyta, Magnoliopsida, Poales, Poaceae. The record is from RefSeq and is a predicted model, not a curated record. The transcript has a single exon.